Messenger RNA from Penicillium brasilianum, 1811 nucleotides. The record is from the annotation of a GenBank genome assembly. NCBI's taxonomy places the organism in Eukaryota, Fungi, Ascomycota, Eurotiomycetes, Eurotiales, Aspergillaceae.
AUGAACUGUAUGAAUGGAUGUAAAACUACGAGUCAUAAAGGAAAAUUUCAUUCUCUUUGAGUAUGUUCUCACAAGCAUAGUGGGUUUCAUUCAAACUUCCCAAAAGUGACGCUCCCGAUCACCCGCGGGGACUGCGGGGCUCAGCUUCUUUCUCAUCACACCUCCAGGCCAGCUUCCCCUUUACUUCUGGGAGGUCACCGUUUCUCCCGGCGCGUUCGUUUUUUUAUUCAUUUUCGUUUCUCGCUUGCGCUGGAAUCUUGAUCAUCGUCUUUUUUCCCUCUCUCUCUCUCUCUUCUUCUCUUCCCUCCUCUUCGCUUCACAACAUUCCCGCCCGCCAUGGCUGAUCUACAGGGCCGCAAGGUCUUCAAGGUCUUCAACCAGGACUUCGUCGUGAACGAGCAGUACAAUGUCACCAAGGAGCUAGGCCAGGGUGCCUACGGUAUCGUCUGUGCCGCAACAAACACUCAGACUGGCGAAGGAGUUGCCAUCAAGAAAGUCACCAACGUAUUCAGCAAAAAGAUCCUUGCCAAGCGAGCCCUGCGUGAGAUCAAGCUCCUCCAGCACUUCCGCGGUCAUCGCAAUAUUACCUGCCUAUACGAUAUGGAUAUUCCCCGCCCGGACCAAUUUAACGAGACAUAUCUUUACGAGGAAUUGAUGGAGUGUGACCUGGCGGCUAUCAUCCGUUCGGGCCAGCCUUUGACCGAUGCACACUUCCAAUCUUUCAUUUAUCAAAUCCUGUGCGGUCUGAAGUAUAUCCACUCGGCGAACGUACUGCACCGUGAUCUAAAGCCCGGUAACCUGCUCGUCAAUGCGGACUGCGAGCUCAAGAUCUGUGACUUUGGUCUGGCUCGUGGUUUCUCGAUUGAUCCGGAGGAGAAUGCUGGCUAUAUGACCGAGUAUGUUGCAACAAGAUGGUAUCGUGCACCCGAGAUCAUGUUAAGCUUCCAAAGCUACACCAAAGCAAUUGAUGUCUGGUCUGUCGGUUGUAUCCUUGCCGAGCUUCUUGGUGGACGUCCCUUCUUCAAGGGCCGUGACUACGUCGAUCAGCUGAACCAGAUCCUGCACUACCUGGGUACCCCCAACGAGGAGACCCUGGCACGUAUUGGAUCGCCCCGUGCCCAGGAAUACGUGCGCAACCUGCCCUUCAUGCCCAAGAUCCCAUUCCAGCGACUAUUCCCCAACGCCAACCCGGAUGCACUGGACCUGCUGGACCGCAUGCUUGCCUUCGACCCAUCUUCGCGUAUCUCCGUCGAGGAGGCCCUCGAGCACCCGUACCUGCACAUCUGGCACGAUGCCUCGGACGAGCCCACUUGCCCAACCACCUUCGACUUCACUUUCGAAGUCGUCGACGACGUCCCGGAGAUGCGCAAGAUGAUUCUCGAUGAGGUCAUCCGCUUCCGCGCUACCGUCCGCCAACAGUCCCAGGCCCACGCUGCCCAGCAGCAGCAGAUGGCCCAGCAGACCAACGUCCCCAUCCCCGAGAACCAGCAGGGUGGUUGGAAGACCGAGGAGCCUAAGCCUCAGGAGGCGGCCGCUGGCGGCGGGCACAUGAAUGACUUGGAGGCCUCGCUGCAGCGCGGCAUGGACUCUGUGCACCAUUGAUUUUGAUCUUCUUUCUCAUUGGCAUUGGACAUGGAAUCCCGAGGAAAAAAUUAGCCUCUUUUUGCCUUGUGUCUCUCUUCCACUUCCAUCCUCCUUUUCAUGCGUGCAAUGCGAUUUUUGCCCUCCCUCUCUUUCUGGCUCGACUGGAUCUGCCAAUAAUCAUGUGUUGAUUUACCCCUUUCUGCAUGUUGACAUAAUGAAUUAGCAAA